AUGAAUAUCGACGAAGAAAUCCAAAAGGUUUAUGUCUUACUCAAGAACUCAGCUGAAACCCUAGAAGAUGUGUUGCAUAAGUCAUUUGAAAUCCCAGUUGACAAUUGGUCCAAAGAAAAACCUGUCCUCCUAUUCCCUGAUUCCGGAGAUGCCCUGCAGGAUCUAUUGGAACUCAUGAGCAGAAUCGAUAAAAACCUAGAUUAGGUUCGCGUCAACAUAAGAUAAUUUGAACUCAAUAAAUUCCAAGUGAUAAAAGAGGAGGAAUUCGAUCCACGCUACUCUCAACCACUAAUUGAUUACGAAAUAGUCUAGAACGCCGAAUAGACUAAAAUGAAUCGCAUGAAAUCCAAUGUCAAUAGAUUACAACGACAAAUUGAAGCCUAUUAAUAAAAAUAUUAAUCAUGA
Messenger RNA from Paramecium octaurelia, 405 nucleotides. The record is from the annotation of a GenBank genome assembly. NCBI's taxonomy places the organism in Eukaryota, Ciliophora, Oligohymenophorea, Peniculida, Parameciidae.